Messenger RNA from Salvia miltiorrhiza (redroot sage), 900 nucleotides. RefSeq lists its product as uncharacterized. The record is from RefSeq and is a predicted model, not a curated record. NCBI's taxonomy places the organism in Eukaryota, Viridiplantae, Streptophyta, Magnoliopsida, Lamiales, Lamiaceae. The transcript has a single exon. The coding region runs from base 341 to 772 and encodes 143 amino acids.
GAAAAGGCCAAGGAAAGAGACGAGAUGGAAUACUUUUGAGGUAAAAGGUAAUCAGACUUUUCUUUUUCCUACCAUUUUCCCAUGCUCUCUCUCCCUCCCUCUCUCCUCUCACUCUCUCUCUAAACUCCAAAAACUGCAGCAUAUAUAGCGCGCAACUAUUUAUUCCCGCAAUAAUUGCUGUCUUCAUCCGAUUUUGUUCCUCUCCGACACCGAUUCACGAGUUUGGUUUCCAAAAAUUGACAAUCUGCUUAGUCGAAUAAAAACAACCACAGUCCCAAUUUCCCAUCACUCAUUUCAUUUCACCUCCAAAAAAAAAAGUACACACAGAAAUUGAGACAAAAUGAACGGCAUCCUGCUCCGAUUCGUCGCCGUCGCGGCUCUAUCCGCUCUCCUCGCCGGCUCCGCCGCUCGGGAGCUGCGGCCGUCGGACCACGGCCUAGGGUUUCAGGAAACCUCGUCGCCGCCGCCGCGAAACGGCGAGGAGCAGGAAAUGCGGUCGUUCUUCGGCGCGUCGACCGUGCAGCUGCCGGAGGCGAAGAACAUCAGCGACACGUGGCUGGGAGCUCACACGAGUGGGAUCGGGGGUGGCGGAGCAGCACGUGAGACCGGGAGAGAUCACGUGCGGCUGGGUUUACUGGUCGCCACCGCGGUGUGUGGGCUGACCGGCGUCGUUUUGCUCGCUAUCUCCGGCGUCAUCUUCCUCUUUCGGCUCCGGAUUUCUUCCACGUCGCCGCCAACUCCGAUUCAUGCAGAGAGUAAAAUUAGUGGUUAGUGAUGCUUGAUUUUGAUUUGAGCCAUCGUUGUUCAUAAUAGUUUGGGGUUUAAUCGCAGAUCGAGUUGAUCGAGGAUGUUAAAAUUGUUUUUGAAAUUAAACCAUACGUAUUCAAUUUUUUGUUGCUA